AUGUCUGACAACGUCCCAGCAUGGAAGAAGAUCGGGUUGAAGAUCAAGGAACCCAGUAAUGAGGAUAACCUUACCGUGACACAUUUGGAAAGUUCCACCAUCACUACGAAACAAGCCAAGAAGCUCAACAAACAAAAGAGAAAAGCUGAAGAAAGUGCUUCUAAUGAUGGUGAGAAGAAACCACCAAAGAGGGUCAAGCUUCCUAAAGGAUCUAGGGCACCACCUCCUGAAAAGGAUCAGUUGGCUUAUUUGAGACAAUAUCAUACUGAUAAAGAUAAUUGGAAAUUCAGUAAACAGAAACAAAAUUGGAUCUUGAAGAACAUACGAGGUAUUCCACAAGAUUAUGAAGUAGCCUUGAGUGCUUACUUGGAAGGAUUACAAGGGAACUCUCGUCAGCGUAUUGUUGAAGAAUUGCAGAAGGUGGUCAAGCAAUGGAACCAAUUGGCAGAUGAAGCCGAAGCCAAGGUUAUGGCCCAACUUGAAAAACGUACAAACACUGAAGCUAAGGAAUCCUCUAAGAAGGGAGAAGAUGAUGAAGAUGAUGAAGAAGUUGAUGAAGAAUCAAAGAAGAAAGCUGCCAAGGCAUUGGAAGAGGAUUCUAAGAAAAAGAAUGAAACUGAUGCUCCACCUGAUUAUGAUUAUGCUGUUAGAUGUAGAGUGUUGAUCAAGGCCUUAACCGAUGAAGAAGUUGAAUUAAAGGGUGUAGAAUCUAUGGAAGAAACUAAAUCAGAUGAUGAAGAAAGCUCUGAACCAGAAGAAGAACUGUCCACAGAACCAGUGCAAGAAGCUCAAGUAAAUGAAGAAAAGGUUGAAACUAGCUCAGAACCAUUGGAAGAUAACUUAAUUGUUGAUACUGUGGAAGUUUCUGGAUAUCCAGAAGAAGGCUUUCAACAAGGAGAACGUCAACCAAAGAAGUCAAAGAAGAAAUCAAAGAAGAGAAAGAAUGAGGAUGUUGAAGUAGAACAAGAAGAACAAGAAGAACAAAAGGAAUCACUUCCUGUGGAAGAGACUGAAAAGCCAAAAAAGUCUAAGAAGUCCAAAAAGUCCAAAAAUAGUAACUAA
Messenger RNA from [Candida] anglica, 1062 nucleotides. Lineage: Eukaryota; Fungi; Ascomycota; Pichiomycetes; Serinales; Debaryomycetaceae. The record is from the annotation of a GenBank genome assembly.